UCCUAAUGUUGUAACUUACAGUUCCCUCAUCGAUGGUUUGUGCAGAUCGGGGAGAAUUACAUAUGCUUUGGAGCUUGUUUGUGAGAUGCAUGAUAGGGGCCAACCACCUAAUAUAUAUACUUACAGUUCUAUAUUGGAUGCUUUAUGCAAAAGCAAUGAUGAUGAUAAGGCAAUUGCAUUAUUGAAAAAAUUUAAAGACUUGGGUAUUCAACCAAAUAUGUGCACAUAUAAUAUUCUUCUCAAUGGAUUGUGUAAAAGUGGACGAAUAAAGGAUUCACAAAAGAUUUUUGAAUAUCUUUUGGUCAAAGGCUACAAUCUUGAUGUCUAUGCAUAUACCAUUAUGAUACAAGGGUUUUGUAACAAGGGCUUGUUGGACGAAGCGUUGGAUUUGUUUUCAAAAAUGAAAGACAAUGGCUGCAUUCCAGAUGCUUUAACUUAUGAAAUAGUUAUUCAUUCCCUCUUUGAAAAAUAUGAAAUUGAAAAAGCGGAGAAACUUCUUCGGGAAAUGAUUGUGAGAGGUCUUCUUUAAGACAGAAACUAGGUGAGAUAUUUUUCUAUUUAAACUUUAUUAUUUUGAAUCAAUGUUUCAACAUUAAUUUAUCAUUUCAAUCAAUUUUGUUAUGUGUGUUUAUACUUCACAAAUUGGUAGAUUGGUGAGUUCCAACUUGAAAGAAAUUUGUAGAAUAUUAAAAUUAUUGUUGUCUUAUGUGUGUUGGUUUUUUUUUUUUUUUGUAUUAACUGGAUUACAUAGCUAAUACAUUUAACAAUAGUAAACAUCUUGAUGGUUAACUAUAUGAUAAAAAUUGCAUUUCAAUA
Molecule: messenger RNA, 816 nt
Organism: Cicer arietinum (chickpea)
Lineage: Eukaryota; Viridiplantae; Streptophyta; Magnoliopsida; Fabales; Fabaceae
Source: RefSeq, a predicted model, not a curated record